CAACCUGAUGCCACCACUUCCGGUAAGGCUACUUUUAGUGAUUUCAUUUCUGCCGUGGAGGUUACUCCCUCCUUCACUAAGAAUGAUGCACCAAAUUCAACUGCCUCCCGGCCGGAAGGACAACAUCCGACUAAAGAUACUGCCGCUAAAAAUACGGCCAAGAAAACUACCUCUUUUGCGGGGCUAUUCUGCUCCAAUCGCAAGCUCAUCGAAGAAAACAAACUCAGCAAAUUCGCAGUUGACGAUGGUCCUCUCACCUUGGGGCCCAGUGACGUGCUUGACGUCCGAAGCAAACUGGGUUUCUGCCUCGUCGGCUACAUUGCCGGUAAGUUCCCAGGACUAAAGGUGAUCCAUGCACUGUCCCAAUCUUGGGGAUCCAGCUUCCAACAACACGAGAGCGGUUGGUUAAUUUUCUGUUUUGCCCGAGAGGAGGAUAGGCAACGGAUUUUGGCCGAUGGACCCUACUUUGUAUAUGGACGUCUCCUACUUCUGAAGCACAUGCCAGAUUGCUUCGAAUUUAAAGAGGAUGAUAUCAGCCUAACACCGGUUUGGGCCACCCUCCCAUCACUCCCCCUUGAGUGCUGGCAUCCUAACGCGCUCGGCAAGAUAGGUUCUAGGGUUGGCAGUCCCAUUGCCAUGGAUUCCCUUACGAUGAAAAUGGAACGGGUAUCGUAUGCCAGAAUACUGGUAGAGGUUGAUUCGUCCAAAAAGCUCGUCGACCAAGUGGAGUUUGUUAUGCCAAACGGCAUAACCCGAAAGCAACCGGUCGUAUACGAGUUUACCCCCAAGUUUUGCACUGACUGCCACAGAUUCGACCACCUGUAG
Messenger RNA from Sesamum indicum (sesame), 825 nucleotides. The record is from RefSeq and is a predicted model, not a curated record. Lineage: Eukaryota; Viridiplantae; Streptophyta; Magnoliopsida; Lamiales; Pedaliaceae.